Cajanus cajan (pigeon pea) is the source of this 1349-nucleotide messenger RNA. NCBI's taxonomy places the organism in Eukaryota, Viridiplantae, Streptophyta, Magnoliopsida, Fabales, Fabaceae. The record is from RefSeq and is a predicted model, not a curated record.
AUCUUCUUCCACAUGACAUCGACAUGAGCAGGCAGCAGUAUAUAUAUAGAACUCUUCUUCUCCUCUCUAUCCAUUGCAUUCUAACUCAUCGAUCCAAAAUGCACCCACUAGUCCUAGUCCUAGUCCUAGUCCUACUGCUAUGCUCUUUUCCUCUUUCAACCCUUGCUCACUCACUGCCACUCUUUGACCACAACGCCGCCGUACCCGAAACCCUUGAACUUGACCUAACUGCAAAUAAAGCUAAAACUGCCUACCUCGUCAGUUUCAAUGUCAAAACUUCAGGUCAAGAAACUGUACGAUUGAAUGCCACUCUAGACACGGGAAGCGAUCUUACAUGGUUCUUUGGCUUGGAUUGCCAGGAUAAUAAAUGUUCCUGUAACCGUGAAGAAUGCAUCAAAGAGCCUGACACCAAACCUGAAGGAGCGUGUGAAGAGUGUCGUAAGCUCCACGAAGAAGAAAAACCUCAUUGUCUAGAAACAGAAAACACGUGCUGGUACCAUAUGAAGUAUGAUGACAACUCCAGGACUGGAGGAAAGUUAACUAAAGGCGAAUUAUGGUCCAACUCGAAAGUGAUUGCGCCUGUUUGGUUUGGACUUUCCAAUAUCAGCGAAGGUCGUAAAAAAGAAAGCGCAGGAGUUGUUGGACUUGGACGUGGGGAAAUAUCCUUGAUUUCCCAAUUGGGUAUUCCCUCAAAAUUCUCAUACUGUCUUUCUAAUAGUAUCUCCGCAACUACUAAAUUAUUGCUGGGGAAAGACGUCAAGAUAGACCCCACUUACUACACCCCAUUAGUAGAAGAAGAAGACUGUUAUGGACGUUACUGUAUCCAUCUUGAAUCUAUACUUUUAAAUAACCAACGGGUAAAGCAGGACGGAAUUAUCUUAAUGAGAAUUGAUUCAGGCUCCACUUUUACGCAUUUAAACAAAACAUUUUUCCCCGAAUUUAUAGAAGGAGUAGAGAAAAUUACAGGGGAGAAAGGUAUACCAUUCAAGGGGGGGAACAAGUAUAAGCACUGUUACGAGGACGGGGAACGGUUGCGUGAAGUCAAGUUUAAAUUCAAGGGUGAUCAUCAUGAUCAGUGUAGCCUUAAUUUGAAGCGGGUGAAUUUUUUUGUUAAAAAAAAAGAUAACGAUAAGACAUAUUUUUGCUUGACGGUGAAACAACACGACACACUAAAUUUCCUAGGAAAUAAGGCGCAGAUUGAUUUUGAGGUAGCAAUUAGUGAACCCUCUGAAGCUAAGGUGUCUUUUGUUGAAAAGACAUGCAGCAGCGAGCAAAACGUUAACGAGGAAGAAGAAGAAGAGGAGGAGGAGGAAGAAGAAGAAGAAGGAUCACUGAGCUUCCAAGAAUAA